Linum trigynum is the source of this 3151-nucleotide messenger RNA. The record is from the annotation of a GenBank genome assembly. NCBI's taxonomy places the organism in Eukaryota, Viridiplantae, Streptophyta, Magnoliopsida, Malpighiales, Linaceae.
ACACUCCAUAAAAACAAACACCCAAAAAAACCCAAAGAAAUUUAAUUACACAAAGGAAAAGGGUACGCCGGCGGCCAUUAAUGGAGGUCGCUAAGGUGCUUCGCAUGAACCCUGGGAUUGAAGAAACCAGCUACGCUAUGAACUCCUUGCUUCAGCAAAAGGUGAUACGGAUGACCAAGCCGAUCACCGAGGAGGCGAUUAGGAAAUUACUCUACACCACCACCUCGACCGUCCCCGCAAAGCUAGCCAUAGCGGAUUUGGGCUGCUCAUCCGGGCCCAACUCCCUCCUCGUGGUGUCCGAUCUCAUCAAGACCGUGGGCCGAUUAUGCGACGAGCAGGCCCACUGCCAGUACCCUGAAUUCCAGGUGUUUUUGAACGACCUCCCGGGGAACGACUUCAACACCAUCUUCAGGUCCGUACAGAGCUUCCAGAAAAAGCUGAAUUCCGAGUACUCCAUGUUCAUCAAUGGAGUUCCUGGCACGUUCUACGGCCGGCUAUUUCCGACCAACAGCCUUCACUUCGUCCACUCGUCGUACAGCGUCCAUUGGCUGUCCCGGCUCCCUCGAGGGCUGGAGGAGAACAAGGGCAACAUUUACAUGGCUAGGAGCAGCCCUGAAGGCGUCCUGGAGGCGUAUUACGGGCAGUUUCGGAGCGAUUUUGGGUCGUUCUUGAAGUGUCGAGCUGUGGAAUUGGUGGAGGGAGGGAGGAUGGUUCUGACGUUCAUUGGGAAGAGAAGUGGAGAGCGUUUGAGUGAAGAGUAUUGCUAUACCUGGGAGUUGAUGUCUACGGCGCUCAACCAAAUGGCCUCUCAGGGAAUGAUAGAUCAAGAGAAGUUGGAUAGCUUCAACAUCCCAUUAUACACGCCGUCGCCGGCAGAGGUGGCAGCGGAAGUGAAAAAACAGGGAUCCUUUGCCAUCGACCGCCUGGAGGUUUCCGAAGUCAGUUGGGAUGCCUGCAGUGACGACGAACUGAUGAUCAGCGGCACCGGUGUAGGACACGCGAGAAACGGCGUCGUCGGAUACAACGUGGCGAAGUUCAUUAGGGCGGUGGCGGAGCCGCUGCUGGUCAGCCACUUCAAUGCCGGCGGGGAAGUCAUCGACGAGGUUUUCAGGAGGUACGCUGCCGUCGUGUCGGAGCGGAUGGCCAACGAGAAGACCAGAUAUGUUAACGUCACUGCCUCGCUCACUAAGACGGCGGUGAGCCCACUAGCUCAUGUUUAAAUGUUCGUCGGCCCAAAAGAACUUUUGUUUUUUGUUCGUCGUAUGGCCCAAUAUGACUCCACUGGCCCAUUAUGAAGGCUCUUUUUGUAUUUCAAAUCUUAUGUGUUGCAAGAUUUUCCUUUUUUGACGGGAUUAUGUCUUGCAAGAUAGGAGCACGUAUUUAUUGUUAUUCUCAAAGCCAGCCAUGCAAAAUAAAAUAUAGCACUUUAGCUAGUAAUUAAAGUUAGGUUGAUUGUCGUUAAACUUGCCACAUUUUACGGUUAUUUAUUAUCUUCAAGGCUUAAGCUACCAAACCAUGAUUUGCAAAAUUUGGACUCAUACAAUGUUUCGCAGCCAGAAGGCUAUAAUAAAUUUCAAGAUUAGUAUUCAUCAAAAAAAUAAAUUUCAAGAUUAGUGUUAGCCACCAUUGAAGAUCUUAAUAAGAUCAAGAAGAAGAGGGCCGCCAAUUUUUUCGCAAUUAAGGUCUCCAAGACCAGAAGGUUAUAUUUCAUGUGAUAACCUUAUUUAUUGAGCCCAUAGUUCAAUUAGACUUUCAAUUUAGGCUCUGGAGACAAAAAGUCCAUGUUUCAGGCAAUUCUCCAAAGCUACAAAUUUUGUAGGGUCGUUCCUUUGUCGAUCUUCUGACUUUGUCACUAUAAAUGAUCAUCAAACAAUUACUUCAUAAUAGUAUUUAGAAGCGGAGGGAUCGAGGUAGAGAGGAGUGGGGUGCUAGGACUUCAAUUGGAAAAUAAGAAAGAUAAAUAUGUGUUAGUACUUAUUGAAUAUGAGUAUGUUAGAAACAUAUCAUCAAAAUUAAAAUAUAUGCAAAUAAAUAACACCAUCGAUAAGAUAAAAUUUAAAAUCGUUAUUCUAACUCUUAAGUUUAAAACAUUUCUUGUUCUACUAGAUAUACAGAAAAAAUCUUCUGGCUAUAAGUAGCUAGAAAGAAUUUUUAAACAUAGAAUUUUGGUAUAUUAAUAUACAUAGUUUUGGUCAUAAAUUCCAUUUUAUAAUUUGACUGCAUGUGUUAGUCUAUUUGCUUGUGUGACUAAUGCGUAUUUUAGCUAAUUAUCAGAAUGCCACUUUUCAACUAUGAUUAAGAUGAGAAGUAAUUUUUUUUUAUGAAUGAUGAAUCUAUUAUUAAUGAGAAAGAGAAAUGGGAAAGAUACACAAUCACGAGGAAAGAACAUGUUGAGCAAGCACUUAUCGUGAGUCAUGACAUGGCCGUCUGCCCAUCUCGACUAUUAGGUAUGAUUUUGUUAUUCGUCAUUUUAAUAGAACUGGCCACUUUGUGGCAAAAUAAGUCUUUUUAUCUAUAAUUUCACAUUAAACCGAUUAAUGCAUUUGGUUACGUGAAUCUGUUCUUUGUAUUUUUUCCUACCUUUUUACGUACGUCUGUGAUUAAAAAAAGCGACUCCACUAAACUUUAAUUCGGGCUAAGUAGUGAUAAUAUCCAAGAACAUAUCGUGCCAAUUAACCUCAUACAUUUGUGCGCGGUUAAUCCUCUUAACACGCCAUUAAUGAAGAGUCGGUACGUACUUCGAUGCUGCCCGUGCAUGCGUUGCUGUAAGUUUUUCAGCUACAUACGUUUGUUAGUACACAUGUAAGCUUAAUCCCUCUUACUUAAUUUUAAAGUAUGAUUAAGUACACAUGUAAGCUUAAUUUGGGUAAAGUGAUUAAUUAGAAAGAUAAAAAAAGAAGCAAUUUGUAAGGCUGUGCUGUUUCUACGUGUAUCCAUGUGCAUGCAGUACGUACGUACUUGCCAUACCCAACAAUGGAAAGCUUAAGCCUCUACUGCUUCUAUCCAGUAGCUAGAUCGAUGGACCACUUACCCUAAUUCGUCCCAUCACUCGUCGUUCGUUUCCAAGUCUCUUUCCCCCCGACUUUACAACCCCCACUUAUAGUGAAAUGGCAGAUGCCAUUUAUAGUGAAAAUGAAAUGGGAGGUGAACA